UAUGCCCCAUACGAGUGUCCUUUAUGUACAAAAAGGCUUCCGGAUAUUGCAGUAUAUCUUUUAAGUGCCGUUAUAAACUGUUUGAACUCAGAUUUUGUAAACAAAUGACUUAACAGAGCUCAGCAAGCAUGCAUGGAAAGACAGACCACUUUCUUUAACAUCUGUAUGUUUAAACAGAACAGGGGAAGGGUUAAAGAAGUGAUAGAUGCACUUGUGCCAAAAGAAGCACCUUUCUAACAUCAAUUUCUCUGAUUUGCCCAUUGUCAGGUUGGUGCUACCAGUCCCAGAUGUCAUGUGAUCAACCUUGCAAAGGGCCAGCAGCUUGGAAUGAGGUCAACGUUGUGUGUGGUGGUAACAAACAAUCUCCCAUCAACAUAGUGACCAAGAAAACUAAGCAAGAUGCCAGUCUUACUGCAUUCAAAUUCACUGGAUACAGUGGAAUGUUUACCAGCAGACUGAAGAAUAACGGGCAAACCGUUUUUCUGGACAUUCCUCUUGGGGCCACUGUGACCGGGGCAAAUCUCUCACACAUCUAUAAGGCUGUCCAACUAGAUUUCCACUGGGGUAGCAGUGGAAGCCCUGGGUCUGAACACACCCUUGAUGGAGAACAGUAUCCCAUGGAGCUUCAUAUCCUGCAUAUAAAGGACAAGUUCCUUACUUUAGAAGAAGCACAGAACGACACAGCUGGACAAGCUAUCUUGGGAUUCUUCUUUAAGGAGUCAGACAUUGAAAACAAGGAGUAUGGUGCCUUCAUUGCAGCUCUAGCUAAGGUGCAAAAUGCAGAAAACCACACGGAACUUAACAUCUCCCUGAACAAACUGAUCCUGUCUGAGACGAAGAUGAGCGACUACUAUCGUUAUGAAGGCUCUCAGACCGUACCGGGCUGCUCUGAGACAGCGAUCUGGACCAUGUUUAAGGAGCCUGUUCCGCUUAGCAAAGCUCAGUUUGCAGCUUUUUACAACCUGAAGUUUAAAGAUGGUAAGCCCAUGGUGAACACAUUCAGACCAGUGCAGCCUCAUAAAGGGCGGGUAGUGUAUCGUUCCUUCUCUGGUGCAGCUGUAACUGCUGUAGAGUUCAGCUUCACUUUCCUCCUGCUGUGUUUGGGUACAGCUCUCAGCUGUUACCAACUUUACUAGAGACGGCCAGGCAUUAACAC
This is a messenger RNA of Hemibagrus wyckioides, 1156 nucleotides long. Its product is annotated as carbonic anhydrase 4-like. The coding region runs from base 288 to 1136 and encodes 282 amino acids. The transcript has 8 exons. The record is from RefSeq and is a predicted model, not a curated record. Lineage: Eukaryota; Metazoa; Chordata; Actinopteri; Siluriformes; Bagridae. Gene Ontology annotation, cellular component: plasma membrane. Gene Ontology annotation, molecular function: zinc ion binding; carbonate dehydratase activity.